Vicia villosa (hairy vetch) is the source of this 393-nucleotide messenger RNA. RefSeq names its product mannan endo-1,4-beta-mannosidase 7-like. The transcript has 2 exons. Lineage: Eukaryota; Viridiplantae; Streptophyta; Magnoliopsida; Fabales; Fabaceae. Bases 1 to 393 code for a protein of 130 amino acids. The record is from RefSeq and is a predicted model, not a curated record.
AUGACUCAAAGCUACCCUCACUUUGCUUUUGUCUACUUCAGUAGUGGUUACCCGGUGUCGUUUCAAUUUAGGUUCUCGCACGACACACCAUCCGCUGAGCUAAUUCCGACACUGAACUCUCUCUUGCAAUAUCCAAAAAAUCGGAAGGUGGUCAAGCUUGAGUAUCGUUCACCUUCACUUGAUGCCGAAGAAAACGUCAAGUUCACCCCAUUUGAUCAAGAACGACGACAAUUUAGAGGGUUGGAUCACGGAAGUGGUUCUCUGGUGAAGUCCAUUGACAGGAAUCACUUAUUGGAAGCCUGGCUUGAAGGGUUUUAUGGACAAUCAACACCACAAAGGACCAAAUUGAAUCCUGCUAUUAACAUAAGAACAGUCUUCAUUCCCAACAAUUGA